Messenger RNA from Danaus chrysippus (African queen), 447 nucleotides. NCBI's taxonomy places the organism in Eukaryota, Metazoa, Arthropoda, Insecta, Lepidoptera, Nymphalidae. The record is from the annotation of a GenBank genome assembly.
AUGUUUUCUGUCACUGAUCCGGCGAUUCGUUCAUACAUUCUGUACUCCAGUAUCCUGGCGCUAAAAGUUCUAUUUAUGGCCGUGUUGACGGGAAGAGUGCGUUACGGUAAGAAGAUUUUCGCGAAUGAAGAAGACGCAAAAUUCGUUAAAGGAAAACUGAAGUUAGAUGAUCCAGAUGUCGAAAGAGUACGAAGAGCACAUUUGAAUGAUCUUGAAAAUAUACCAGCCUUUUGGAUAUUAGGAGCUUUGUAUCUAACAACAGGUCCUAUAGCUGAAUUUGCUUGUGUAUUGUUCAGAUGGUAUACAGGGUGCCGCAUUGUUCACACAUUCGUGUACGCAGUAAAACCCAUGCCUCAACCUGUGAGGGGUAUUGUAUAUGGGAUUUCAUAUUUAAUUAAUUGUUAUAUGGCUAUACAAAUUAUAUGGCAUUAUAGUGGUGCUCUGUGA